UCCAUCAAUAUGUUUGCUCAAUGUGAUAUAUUUGGAAUUUCGAGAGAAAAAAAAACAAUGGGAACAACAGAUCAAUCAAAGUUAAUGUUUUCGAAUGGUCUUAGUGAUAGUAUGGAUUCAUCAUCCGAUGAUGUUAUACCGAUGCAAUCAAGAAGAAGAAAACGUAGUUUUACACGAAAAAAUCGAAAUUCUAGAUUAGUGUCAUCAUCAUCAUCAUUUCUGAAAAGCAACUAUUCAUAUGGGCUGUGUACAAUGUUCAAAUUUGUUUUUGUCGUAUUCAUACUAAUAUCUGUCAUCAUUGGUACGGUAGUCAUGUACAGUCUAUCCAAACGAAUGGAUUCUCUUCAACUUUCAAUCAGUGGAAUACAAUCAACCAACAAGGAUCUUCCUGAUGAUUUACAUUCAUUGCAUUCGAAAUAUAAAUCUUUGGAACAAGAAUCGACCAACCUAAUAAAUCUGAAUAAUGUCAUCAUAACAACAUCGAAUCUUACUCAACAGACUGCUCAACUUCAUCAGAAACUCAACCAAUUGGAUCAGGUUAUUGAUUUGGGUCCCAAUACUAAACAAUUGCCAACAGAUGUUGAACAAUUAAGAAAGAUGAUUGCCGAUAUAAAUACUCAAAUUGGCUCAACCGAUAAUGAUUCGAAAUUGUGGAAAGAACAGCAAAAAAAUCUAGAACUACGAAUGAAUGCAUUCGACAGUAGAUUGCAGCUAUUGGAACAAAAUUUAUCAGCAAUGUCGAAUAACCAAUCGAUAUGGAAUCAAAAAAUUGAACAAUUGAUUACUGUGAUAGACAAUCAAAUGGCCACGUUGAAUGAAUCGUUUGCCAAUCUAAGUACAUCGCUAUCCAAUAUGUCUAAUGAGUCACUAAUUGAACGACAUUCCAUUCAUCAAAAUGAUGAUGAUAAUCAACAUAGUGAGGAUAUUUCUGCUAAAACUAAUACAUUGAUUCCUACUACUACUCAUUCAUCAUUAGAACCAAAUGAAGAACCGAUCGGUACAGGUCGAAUCCAUAAAAAAAUGUUUGCCAAUAUCGACAAUCUGACUGAAUCCGAUAACGUCAAUCAUAUGUGAAUAAUGAUAAAUGAUGUAUGAUAGAAUUAACUUGCCAUAAAUCAUUUCAUUUCAAGCUUCUAGUCAUCAUAUUAUUGAAUGAUAGUGUUGAUUGAUUUUUUUUAAAAAUUAAAUUCAUCAUUUAUUUGGUAUUAAUUAAACAAUGAUAUUAUAAUGAUCAAUAAAUUUUGCCAUUGAUUUGAUGGGAAAUUCUACGACAUUCA
Molecule: messenger RNA, 1277 nt
Organism: Dermatophagoides farinae (American house dust mite)
Lineage: Eukaryota; Metazoa; Arthropoda; Arachnida; Sarcoptiformes; Pyroglyphidae
Source: RefSeq, a predicted model, not a curated record